This is a messenger RNA of Closterium sp. Yama58-4, 2787 nucleotides long. Lineage: Eukaryota; Viridiplantae; Streptophyta; Zygnematophyceae; Desmidiales; Closteriaceae. The record is from the annotation of a GenBank genome assembly.
AUGGACCUUUCUUCUCUUCAAUGCGUGCUCCCCUCUAUACCUUUCUCCAUCCUUCUCCACCGUUCCCCCCUCCUCACAGCCAACCAGUCAGACGCCAUACCAGACCCGAUAAUCCGCCCACCCCCUACCGGCCCCUUCUCGCUCUCCUCCCCCUUACCGCCUCCCAUCCGCGGCCCCAUCGUCCCCGCGCCCCCCGCUCCAUGCUUCGGCGUCACGGUGGCGUAUGUGAUAGAGAGCAUCAUCAACAUUCCCUCCGUGUGGAAUGGGAGUGUGAAGCCAUAUGGCUUCAAAUCCAAGAUCGAGCUUCUAAAUACCGGCAAAAGUGUGAAGCCGUAUGGGUUCAAAUCCAAGAUGGAGCUUCUCAACACCGGCAAGAGGGACCUGGUGGGGUGGGAGGUGAGGGUGGAGUUCGCUCGCAACGAGCUCAUCACGCUGCUGGGCAACGCGCAAGUGGAGUUCGAACUGCCGUACCCUGGAUCCGCGCUGCUCUUCUCCAGCAUUGACGAUCAGAGCGACCGCCUCGUCACGGCGAUCCACGCGGGCGGCGACGUUCGGCAGUAUGUGGUGUUCGCUGAGGUGUUUGGCACGGAGUUUGGGGCGGCGACUGCCAGCAAGGCGCUCCCACGCACGCUCUACCUCACCACACCAGGCUUCCACUGUGCAUCCAACCGCCCUCAGUUCCCAUCUCCCAACAGGAUUCAGGUCUGUUGCAGGGAAACCCCCUACCCGCCUCCCCCUCCUCCUCGCCCGCCUCCCCGCCUCCCCCCGAUCGUCCCCGCUUUAACGGUCCAGAUCGACAUCACAGCAGCGAGCGAUCUGGACCAUCAGAUGCUCGUCACCAUCAGCAACUUGCAACCAGACAGGCGCGUUGGGCCCCCGAGGCACGACCCCUGGGCGCUCAGCUGGCGAUGGACACAGAAUGAGAUUGUGUGGGAAGCAUCUGGCGCACAGGCAACCCAACAGGGCAACUGCCAGCAGCAGUCCGCCUCCUCUGCAGUCUACGGAUCAGCCAUUGCCACCGCCCACUCGUGUUCGCCCCGACCCACCUUUGUGGAUCUACCGGGAGGGGCGCAUGACAGUGAGAGUGGACGGGACCUGGGUGCGACCCUGGGGGUGCGCCUGUCGUGCUGCAAGAACGGGUCUAUUGGACUGCGCUCGUUUCCCUACAACGACCCCGCUCUCGCUCAGUACCAGGGCAACACCUCUCUCGCCCAGUUCCGCCUCCGCAUCGGCCGCACGCGCCAGUUCAAGGCCAUGCCCUCCAUUGCCCCGCCCUUGUGCCUGUUGUCACAUCACAGCAACCCCCCCCCUCCUUCAUGUCUCCCUUCCCAUCAGGGCAACACAUCCUUGGCUCAGUUCCGCCUCCGCAUCGGCCGCACGCGCCAGUUCAAGGCCGUCCCCUCCAUCGCCCCGCCUCGCAACCUUUCCCUCGGCCUCCCGGGAAUAGUCUGCUCCGCUGCCGUCCGCAUUGACCCAACCCAGUUCCCGGUCAACCCCUCCCGCAACCUAUCAGCAGUUGCCACGUGGCGCUACGCCUGCUACCGCGACCCCUCCUUCCCCCCUCCUCGCCCCACCUGCUGCGUGUCGUUCUCUGCUGCAUUCAACAACACGGGCUCGCCCCAGGGCGCCUGGGGGAGCAUCUUUGGCCGCAGCAGCAGCACCGGCAGUGGCAGCGGGCAAUUCUAUGUGUCUCCCUGCAAGACCUGCGCCUGUGGAUGCCCCAGGGAGGCUGUUUCUUCGACUUCCUCCUCUUCCUCCUCCUCCUCCGCGUCCUCCUCCAUUUCCUCCGCCUCUUCCUCUUUCCUAGCCUCGGUUUCUCCUACCUCUCCCUUCUCCCCUCCGUCGCUCUCGAGUCUCCUCCUCGGUGCUCCCUCUGCUGGAAACGGGACGGCGGCUAACAGCAGCAGUUAUCCCCACGUGGGGCUCCGUGAUUGGCCCACGUGUGCUGCUCCUGAUACAAUCUUCGAUACGAUUGGUGGCAGGGGCGAUGUGGUCCCUUCCAAGAAGCUUCCCAGUUGGUAUGGGGAGGACAGGGAUUUUAUAUCUGCCCGGUGCCGCGACAGCUGCCCGAUCCACCUGCACUGGCACGUGGUGGCUGUCUAUGAGGACGGAUUUGUUGCCAAGCUGAGCAUCCUCAAUCGUGGCAACAGCAGCGUCACUGACUGGGUAGCACUCAUCACCCAUCCACUGCACCACCAAUGUUCCCCUGCUUUCCCACCACCGUUUCCCACCCCAUCCCAUCCCAUCCCACCACGCUAUCAGCUGAGCAUCAUCAAUCGUGGCAACAGCAGCGUCUCUGACUGGGUAGCACUCAUCACCCUCCCUUCCAUCGCCAACACCUCUGCCAUCUACUCAUUCGGAUACGCCAACGUGUCUGCCACGUCCCGCGUGCUCUACGGCUUCACAGGCAGCAACAGCUGGCUGGAAGGCACACCGUCUCCCCUCAAGGCACAUAUCUCCCCCUCCCCCUUGCCCCCUGGUGGGCCCCUCCCUAUUCCCCCGCCCCCUCUCCAGCCACGUCCCGCGUGCUCUACGGCUUCACAGACAGCAACAGCUGGCUGGAAGGCACACCGUCCCCCCUCAAGGGGAAGACCUUCGGCAACGUGCAGAGCGUUUUCAAGUUUGGUCUGCUCCCAGGCCUCAACCUCACAGCAGCGGACGGGAAGCACCUCUUCCCCUCACUCCUCUCCUUCGACGGUCACUCCUGCUCCAUGCCGGACCACUUCCCGCUCCUCCCUCCGCCGCAGCCCCCUGCCACAGCCAUUCCCACGCGAUACAUUGCUGUGA